Molecule: messenger RNA, 155 nt
Organism: Symbiodinium pilosum
Lineage: Eukaryota; Dinophyceae; Suessiales; Symbiodiniaceae
Source: the annotation of a GenBank genome assembly
GAUACAAUCCUGGAAGCCGUAGGCCAGCAUCCUGAUGUUGCGAGGCAUGCAGCAUCCUAUAAUCGCAUAGCUUCGCUGGGGCUUUUCCAGCAAUUCCAGUACCAGGGGCUUCUCGCCUAUCUCCGCAAUGUAUCCAUGCCACAACCUGCUGUCUG